AUGGGUCGCCGUAGCUCCGGAGGUGGAAGGCCAGCUUUUCGUCCCCGCCCUGCUGCUGCACGCAGCCCCGCGCCUGCACCUGUAAACCGUGCACCUCCUCCAGCUCCAGCUCAGGGCAGCAGUGGUGGUGGCAUGUUCUCAGGCAUUGGUUCAACCAUUGCUCAGGGUAUGGCUUUUGGUACUGGAAGUGCAGUUGCACACAGGGCUGUUGAUUCCGUGAUGGGUCCACGAACCAUUCAGCACGAAGGUGUUGAGGCUGCCUCUGCAUCUGCUGCUCCUAUUGCAAGCAACGUCUUCUCCAGCUCCUGUGACAUUCAUGCUAAGGCUUUCCAAGAUUGCAUCAGCAGCUAUGGAAGCGAGAUCAGCAAGUGUCAGUUCUACAUGGACAUGUUGUCUGAGUGCAAGAAGAACUCCGGUUCUGUCAUUGGUGCUUAA
Messenger RNA from Microthlaspi erraticum, 435 nucleotides. Lineage: Eukaryota; Viridiplantae; Streptophyta; Magnoliopsida; Brassicales; Brassicaceae. The record is from the annotation of a GenBank genome assembly.